AGGCCUCAGCUUGACCUGCUGCAGUGCAGCCCUUGGGACUAAAAAAACCUUCCACCUCCUGCUCAUCUGCUUCACAAGUUAUCGCUAUGGUGCUCGUGCGCAGGCCGUGGCCCGCCUUGGCCACAGUGAUUCUGGCCCUGCUCGUCUGCCUGGGGGCUCUGGUCGACGCCUACCCCAUCAAACCCGAGGCUCCUGGCGAAGACGCCUCCCCGGAGGAGCUGAGCCGCUACUACGCCUCCCUGCGCCACUACCUCAACCUGGUCACCCGGCAGCGGUAUGGGAAAAGAGACGGCCCGGACGCGCUCCUUUCCAAAACGAAAAAAACCGACGGCGAGAACCGCCCCAUCAGGUCGCGGUAAAAGCGCCCCCGUCACCACACAUCCUGCCUCCGAGAGCGCGGCCUGGCCCCACCCUGGCAACAUCACUUACGACGUCUCCCAGGCUCGCCUACCCGAGAUCCAAUUCCUUCCCCUUCGCUUCCGCAGGUCGGAGGUCCCAGAAAAAAAAUGAGGACCCCUGAGGCCUCCUGGGAGAUCUGCCAACCACGCCCAUCUCAUUUGCAUAGCACUCCCUACCCCACAAACCCGGAUUCUGCCUCCCGACGGCGGCGUCUGGGCAGUGUAAAAAAACGGCCCUCCGCCCGCAUCUCGGUGCCCCCGCCCUCUGGGCUGGAGGGCUGUGUGAAAAAAAUCCGUGGUCCCAAAAUAAAGAGCAAAUUCCACAG
Molecule: messenger RNA, 724 nt
Organism: Cercocebus atys (sooty mangabey)
Lineage: Eukaryota; Metazoa; Chordata; Mammalia; Primates; Cercopithecidae
Gene: PYY
Product: peptide YY
Exons: 3
Coding region: 87-359 (90 amino acids)
Biological process (GO): neuropeptide signaling pathway; feeding behavior
Cellular component (GO): extracellular region
Molecular function (GO): neuropeptide Y receptor binding; neuropeptide hormone activity
Source: RefSeq, a predicted model, not a curated record